Molecule: messenger RNA, 2427 nt
Organism: Scophthalmus maximus (turbot)
Lineage: Eukaryota; Metazoa; Chordata; Actinopteri; Pleuronectiformes; Scophthalmidae
Exons: 3
Coding region: 806-1309 (167 amino acids)
Biological process (GO): negative regulation of smoothened signaling pathway
Cellular component (GO): Golgi apparatus; ciliary membrane
Source: RefSeq, a predicted model, not a curated record
UUUGUCAGCAGCUCGUUUAAUGAUCACCACUUGCAUAAUUUAUGGUGACGCCAACGGUGGCAGGAGCCUCGGCUGUUCGCGGCGUUGUCUCGCGAGAGUUUGCCUACUACCGACAUGGAGAGACGCGAGCUGAGCGGAGUUGAGUUUCCAUUACUGUGAGAGGAAAGCAUCGUCUCUCGGAGGAAACGGUGGCCGUGCUUCCAGAGAGAGUUUGUUUGUUCAAGGGAUCCGGUGUCUUCAUCUCAGCGCACGAGUGCGGGGAUUAUAAUCUCACAUUGUGCUUUGAUGCGCGAUCUCCGUCUCUGUGCGCCCGGGGGAUCGGGAGGCUCCGUGACAGACUCCGAAGAAUAAGUCGACUGCAUGCGUGAGAUUAGAUCGGAGAUCAAAAAGCAUUUCAGCAGCUCUUCUUUAUUUUCGCCGCUGUUCAAAUAUCACCGUAAAAUGUGCAGGAGCAUCAUCCGGGGCUCGUCGUAAUCCUCGAACCCCCGAGCGGCGACCCGCACCCCCCCGCGGGCUGGAGAGGAGCCGCCGGAGAUCGUCCGCCGGAGAUCGUCCGCCGGAGAUCGUCCACCGGAGAUCGUCCGCCGGAGAUCGUCCACCGGAGAUCGUCCGCCGGAGAUCGUCCGCCGGACGAUCGACAAAUGAGGAAUUUCCCUUCGCGCGUCGCCGCGGGGGUCCGAGCGAGAUGCGGAGACAAGUAGUGGAGCGAGCCGACCCCAGCAGCAUCACCGCGGCGGGGCGCGGGACGAGCGUCUAGGUCACUCGGCUUCUAGAUGUCCCGUCGCCCUUCGAAGGAAGGAGAGACAUGGAUAAACUCACCGUGAUAUCGGGAUGCCUCUUCCUCGCCGCGGACAUCUUCGCCAUCGCCAGCAUCGUCAACCCGGACUGGAUCAACACCGGGGAAUCAGCUGGCUCUCUGACGGUGGGCCUGGUCCGGCAGUGCCAGACCAUCCACGGUCGAGACCGGACGUGCAUCCCGCCGCAGCUGCCGCCCGAGUGGAUCACCACGCUCUUCUUCAUCAUACUGGGCAUCAUCUCCCUCACCGUCACCUGCGGCCUGCUGGUGAUGUCACACUGGCACCGAGAGGCCACCCGAUACGCCCGAUGGAUCGCCUUCACGGCGAUGGUCCUGUUCUGUAUGGCUGCCCUCAUAUUCCCAAUAGGCUUCUACAUCAACGAGGUGGGAGGGCAGCCAUAUAAGUUGCCCAACAACACGGUGGUGGGCUCCUCCUACGUGCUCUUCGUUCUGUCCAUAUUCUUCACCAUCGUGGGUCUGCUGUUUGCUGGGAAGGUGUGCUUGCCUGGCUGACAUACCCUCUUCAGCAUUUUUUUGUUGUUGUGAGAAACACCACCACUGGUGGUAGAACUGACUUCUCCGUGGCAGUGCUGGAAGUAUCGGUCAAGUACAACAAGACUGAGGAGCACCUGAUGUGUGUGCAGGCGUUUUUUCUUUUUAAACUUCUGGAUGAUUUGUCACUAUGCUCGUACCUCGAUCCGAAAUCGGUGCGAUCCGCUCGCUCUGAGAGUGAGCAGGCGCAGAAAUGGCCCCUCGUCUUCGUCCGUCCUCGACAGUGAGAGUGAAGCGGUGAACAGACAGGAGCACAGAAAUAAACAGGAUUAAGAUGGAUUAAAACAUCAGGACUGUAACAGGAGCCCCGUGGUUUUAUCCAUCAUCAUAAGAAUUAAUGACAGCUGACAAAGAGGCCUUUCUUCUUCUCAUCCCAACAACUGAUAUGCACAUAUUGAGACUGAUGAGUCAGGCCUCGUACGGGCCACGGCGCCAAAUAUCGGCCAGUCCCCUCCUAUGAUGAAGGUUCCUCCCUGACCACAGCCACAUGGAACAAUCUGUAAUAUAUAUAUACAAGAAAGUUUCAUUUUCUUGGAACAUUUUAUUUAUUUGUGUAAGUGUUCAGGUCCAUCUUUUUGUAAAGGUCUAUUUCAUUAUAAAGUCCAAUGCGUCCCAGGGUUUCCCUGCCAUUAUGGUGUGUGGUGGAUCACCUUGCCUUAAAGAGCUGUUAACCUUAAAAUGUAUUUUGUUCGAGUUUUAGUUUUAGUGUCCUGGGAUCAAAUCUAAAAAUUCUGCACGUGAGACCAGAACAUAAAAUCGACCAUCAGUGCCAUGUGUCUAAAUGAUUGGUGUUGGUCAACUUUCAAAAACCAACGUCCACAGGUCUCUCUGUUACUAUCUUUAGUGAUUAAGUGAAUGUACUCUUCACCUUUUCGAGCAUUUCCUGUUGUUUAAACACUGUAUCAAGGAAUGACUGAAUCGAUGACCAGUUUGUUUUAUACAGUUGGGACGUCUGUGCCUACUUCAUGUCUGUAUAGAUGAACUGACAAGCCAGUCUGUGUCAUUUUCCAGAAGCACUGCGGUGUUCGUGAAUGAGCAUGGAAGAUCUCAUCUCAUUAAAAAUGACUCACUGGACCACC